AUGCAUCCUCCACCUAAGAAUCUCCUUUCCUCUCCCGACCACAGUUCCUCGCGGGAGGUGCGGAACUUGGCGGAGAAGGUGCGUCGCGACAAGCUGAACCGACACGUGACAGAGCUGGCCAGUCUGGUGCCUCUAGUGGCUGGGGCCGGGAGGAAGGUGGACAAGACCUCUGUGCUGCGGCUCGCGGCCAGUUACAUCAGGAUGAACGACAUUCUGUCUAAGGAGGAGGCCAGCGGUGUGAGGGAGGUGCUUCCUGGCCUACUGGACGCCCCCCUCUCCCACACACUCUCCCAGGCUAUCGGGGGGUUCCUGUUGGUGGUAACCUCAACAGGGAAGGUAGCCUAUGUCGCCCAAGCCAUCGAGCACUUCUUUGGACACACGCAGGUUGACCUCCUGGGACACAGUGUGUACGGCAUCAUCCACCCAGAGGACCGCCUUAUAAUGGAGGAACAACUCUCCUCCAUGGGUAGUUCACGGCGGUCGUUUUUCUGCCGCAUGACAGAGAAAGUUGCGUCCAAGGGUGACCCUUGUCGUUAUGAGAUCAUCCAUGUAGUAGGCAGCUUCCGACCACUACCUCAUCCCACGCCCACAAAACCCACGUCAGCACACACACCUUCGCCCACAACUGUACCCUCCAGGGACUUAGGAGUGUUAGUACAGGAGGAAACUGGAGUACCGGAGAAAACCUGCGAUGUCUGGGAAUUGGACCUGGGACGCAGUGGUGAGGGACAAACAUACUACCGCUGUACUACCAACAUAACAUUUGCCUCGAGUAUUUACAGCCAUCUGCUCCACAAUGUGAUGCAGACUACACCUGUCACCCCUUGUGUUUCCUUGACAAAUGAUGACAACAGUGACCAUCACUCCUCAACAGAUAGUGGCAGAAAGACCAGCUGUGACUCAGACUUAGAGGAUGCAGAGGUAAUGCAGGUGGUCCAGAGGUCUGGGACACACAUGCUGGUGUGUUUUGUGAGGGUGGUGAAGGAUAGACCCAUCAAUGAGCUCUCCCUAGUGGAGUCCACACAGGACGAAUACAUCACACGUCACACAAUGGAUGGCAAGAUCCUCUACACUGACCACAGAAUAUCUUUUGUGACGGGAUUAAUGCCAGGUGAGGUAAUGGGUACAUCAGCUUUCCAAUACAUGCACCCUGAGGACAUGAUGUGGUCUAUUGUGGCCCAUAAACUUAUGUUCACAAGCAGUCAAGGACAAGGUGUGGUAUCCUACAGGCUGAGGUGUAAGGAUGGUACCCAUGUCACCCUCAGGUCACGUGGGUAUAUUGAAAUGAACAAACAGACUGGACAAGUGGACACUUUUGUUUGUAUCAACACAGUGGUCAGUGUUAAAGAAGCAAAGGGUGAAAUCAGAAAUCAGAGACAAAAACUCCUUCCGCUGAUCAUCAACAAGCAAGGCAAAGAUCACCUCUCAUCACUCGCAGCCUUGAUGCCGCCAGAACUGAGAGAUGGGAUGAAGCAGACCAUAAGUUCAGAGAACUUCAGAAAAAUUAUUGCAAGUAUUGAUCCUCAUUUAGACAAGGAGCUGUCCCAGAACCCAGUAGCACCUCAGGAAGAUUCGUCUCCCCAAAUGCCGACCCCAGCAGGAAUGACUAACUCUUUGUGUACCCAGAAAAAGACAAGUACAAAACAUGGCCAUUUCUCAGGUCAUGUCAGGAAAGAUUAUUCUGAUACUGGGUGUUCACCACAGAGUACAGUGCAAGAACCAAAAACUAUUAUAGUGGAUAAUCCAUGCAUAGAGGCAACAAGGAAACGAGGUUCAGAGGAGGACCUUUGUAAUGUACCAUCCAAAAAAAUGGGUGUAAUGCCAGUGUUGGCCCAAACAGAACAAAAGUCAUCUUACAAACCACCAAAUAAUAGUCUUGAGGUACAACACAAAACAAAUUUGGUUAAUUCAGGAUCACAUUUGUCUAAAUCACCAUUGCAUGACCAAAGGCAGAUCGGUUUCCUCAAUAAUUCCUCACAAAAUAGUAUUAUUGAUGAUCAUUCACCAGCAGGAGACAACCUCACAAGAGUAAUUGGUAGUUUGUUUAUGAUGGAUAACAAAAAACAGCUUGAAAAUGUCUCUACCAGUGAAUCAAGUUUCAGUAAUCAGAUAGGGUACAGUAGUGAAUACUCAACAGGUACUUACCACCAGAUGAGUGAUUUUACCCCUGCACAUGAAGACAGUUAUCAGCCAACCAGAACCAAUGUUAUUUCCUGUGCAAUUAACAACUCCUUUGAAUGUGAUAAUUCUGGCAGUGUAAAACAAAAUGGCCGUCAAAAGUACAGAAAUGAUGUUAUGGCAUCUAAAUGUAAUUUCCAAAGUGAUUGCCUCUCAAGUAAAAAAUUGCAUUCUGUUCAGCAUCAGAAUAGAGGACAAACAGAAACUUCUAACCAUGACUCACAAAUGUUUCCUCAAAACCAGGUUUAUUCUCAGCAAGAAGUUUCCACCAAGCAGGUCAGUCAGUACCAAGAUGGUGGUUGUUUGUCGUAUGGUCAGCAAUUUAUACCUCCUCAGACAAAUAUUAGUUCACACCAGGGAUGCCAGUUGAGCCUUCCAUCAUCAUCAGAUCUUAACUUCAAGGUACAGACACAUCUACAGCAAGAACACCAUCAUCCCCUGCAACAAAGACACCAGUGCCAAGAACAGCACAUCCAGCAAGAAAAACACCAGGGAGAUCAUUAUCAUCAGCAACUAAAACUACAACAGUGCCAAGAACAUCAUCAUCAUCAUCAUCUACAACAGUGCCAAGAACAUCAUCAUCAUCUACAACAAUGCCAACAACCACCACCACCAUAUCAGCAGCAGCAACAGCAAUCAUUUCAAAAUCAACAACAAUUGUAUCAAGAUAGACAGCAUCACAACCACCUCCUUCACCAAACGCAACUACAAGAGCAGUGUCAAGAACAGCAACAACAAAAAGAACCAGAAAGUCUGGAACAUAUUCUACCCCAGCAAGAAGAAGGCCAGCACCAACAACAAAGACAACAUUGCCAGGAACAGCAGUACAGCCAUCACUUACAAAGGUCACACAGCCAGCAGCAUCAGUCAUAUCAAGAACCUCAGAGACUACAAGAAGAGCAGCUUCUACACCAGAGACAGCAAAUUGAGCAUGAACUUCCUCUUCAGCAACAAAGACAACAUCUACAGCAAAGACAACAAUAUUUACAGCAGGGACAGCAAUGGCAGCAAGGACAGAAUUUACAGCAAAUAAAUCAACUACAGCACGAACCAAAUCUGCAACAGAGACAGCAUAAACCUCUACAGCCAAGACAACAUUUACAACAGGAACAGAAUAUACAGCAGAGUCAGCAAAUAGAACACCAACACCACCAACAAAGUCAACAACAACCACAACAAAAACAACCUUUUCAACUAGUACGUCAAAAUUGUGAAUUCCAUUUACAACAAAGACAGGAACAGGAAAGUGAACACCAAUUACCACAAGUCAACCAGCACCAUCUAGAACAAGUUUUGCAAGCAGUACAGCCGAGCCAACAGCAGCAGCAGCCAGGUUGUCUCUUGAUGAAUGAAGCACCUGAGACAAGGAAGGACAUUGAGGGGACUCCAGUUAUUUUUACCCAUUGUUCUUCAUCGGUAUCAUUUCAAGAUGAAGAUUACCAGUUGUGUGAAAGCUCAUCAGGAACAACUGUAGAGAACAGCUUAUUUCAUCAGUAUGGUGCCAACUUUCAGCCACAGAUUGUAGAUCAGUUUUCAGGACAGCACCUCUGAUAUAGGUCCAGCUGGCCUUCUGUUGGCAUCUGUGGUUCCUGGGAUUAGCAAAAAGGAAGAAAACAAAUGAUAAUCUCAGCAAGUAUCAGUACAUAGUCUACAGUACAGUAUAAGUAGAAUUAA
Homarus americanus (American lobster) is the source of this 3852-nucleotide messenger RNA. RefSeq lists its product as uncharacterized. Gene Ontology annotation, cellular component: transcription regulator complex; aryl hydrocarbon receptor complex; cytoplasm. The transcript has 14 exons. NCBI's taxonomy places the organism in Eukaryota, Metazoa, Arthropoda, Malacostraca, Decapoda, Nephropidae. The record is from RefSeq and is a predicted model, not a curated record. The coding region runs from base 1 to 3729 and encodes 1242 amino acids. Gene Ontology annotation, biological process: regulation of transcription by RNA polymerase II. Gene Ontology annotation, molecular function: RNA polymerase II cis-regulatory region sequence-specific DNA binding; protein dimerization activity; DNA-binding transcription factor activity, RNA polymerase II-specific.